This is a messenger RNA of Phytophthora nicotianae INRA-310, 1983 nucleotides long. RefSeq lists its product as hypothetical. The transcript has a single exon. Bases 52 to 1983 code for a protein of 643 amino acids. NCBI's taxonomy places the organism in Eukaryota, Oomycota, Peronosporomycetes, Peronosporales, Peronosporaceae. Gene Ontology annotation, molecular function: flavin adenine dinucleotide binding; protein binding; oxidoreductase activity, acting on CH-OH group of donors. Gene Ontology annotation, cellular component: extracellular region. Gene Ontology annotation, biological process: proteolysis. The record is from RefSeq and is a predicted model, not a curated record.
ACAAUUCAUUUUGCCAUUGGCUAACAAAACCCCACGUGCAGUCUCCUGAAGAUGUUUGGUGGAAGAGCUUACUUGUGGGCCUGUGCUUUGGUAGCAUUUGCGUCUUCCAGCUUCGUCGUUGAUGCUCAGUCGACAUACGACGCCAUCGUCGUCGGCAGUGGACCUGGUGGUCUUGUUGCAGCAGAGUACUUGUCGCGCGACCCGACCGUCUCCGUGCUGAUCAUCGAAGCCGGCCCCAAAUCUCUCAUGGCUACCGGCGGCACCGUUGGCCCCGACUACGCUAAGGGGCAGGGUCUCAGCACCUUUGACAUUCCUGGAGAAUACGAGAGCAUCGCUUGGAAUUCGCAGUUUUCGCAGUUCCGCGUGGACUGGAUCUCUGGCUCCAAUUGGCUCGGCAAGCUCGUCGGUGGUUGUUCAUCAAUCAAUGCUGCGCUGUACUUCCGUCCUCCGAAUGACUACGUGACCAACACGCAAUGGCCGUUUUCGGCGGCCUCCAUGAUCGCCAAGAUGGAUGAGAAUGAGAAGACCCAUGGAGUCACAGACAAACCCUCGCCGGACGGCGUGUGGUACACGCAGGAGGGCUACAAGGUCGUCGCUAAGGCGUUCCUAGGUCAAGGCUACACGGAGAAGACGCUCAAUGAUGCUACGGCCCGCAACAACAAGAACAAGACGUUCGGUCAUGCUCCUUUUACUUUCAAGAAUGGCCGGCGUGACUCCCCUGCCAACGCUUUUUGGGGCAAGAUGAAGACGCGUACAAACGUAAAGCUCCUUACGGACACCAAGGUUGACUACGUGUUGCACUCGGCCGGCAAGGCAACGGGUGUGAUGUAUGGUGGUACCAAGGCUCAACUUUCGUCGCGCGGUACGAUUAUCAUGGCUGCCGGUGCAUUGAGCACACCGAAGGUGCUUAUUCAGAGUGGCAUUGGCCCUGCUGACCAGCUCAACAUGCUUAAGGGUAAUGCCAACUUCCCCGGUCUCUCGCAGGGCGAUUUGAUCAUCAACCCUUACGUUGGUCGCAAUCUGUUCGACACGAACAUGGUCAUCCCUUCGUUCUCGCACCCAGACAUGAAGAGCUUCCGCUACCGCGACUACCCGUCAUGGGCCCUCGAUCAAUACAUAAACAAGAACGGCUCGGGUCCCUGGAGCAGUUCUGGCCCAGUUCUUAUCGGCUAUGAGAACUUCCAGGUGCAGGGCCGCCAGUACGAGUUCCAGACCACGGUUCUCCCCCAUGGUUUCGGCGAGUUCGCCAAAAACGACAAUGCGCUGUCGAUAUCGCUGUACGUGAACAACCCGGAGUCCCGCGCGGCUUCCGGUUUCGACAGCAACGGUGCAUGGCAGCCGUUCAAGGAAGGCAGCGUGUACUUUGCUACGAACCGCGAUCUGAUCGCGAUGCAGCAGUACGCCCAGCAUGUUGUGAAUGCCAUGAAGGCCCAGGGUGCUACAUUCCUUUCGGGCGCUUCGGACCCGGAUGGUGUGGCGAGAUGGGUCUCAUCUAACCGUGGACUCGCAGCGCAGCACUUUGGUGGAAGCUGUUACGCCUCGAGCGACUCGUCCGCGGGAUCCAAGCGUUGUGCAGACAACAAGUUGCGUGUGUUGGGCACAAGCAACAUCUUCGUUGCCGACGCCAGCGCCAUGCGUGACGGCACGGUGAACCCGUACGGUUUUAUUAUGUAUACCGGCCGUGAAGCUGCGGGCCAGGCUGCCAGCUACAUUUCCACUGGUGGUGCUGGUAGUGCGUGGGCUAUUCAGAGACCGGCGCCGGGUGCCACGUGCGGCAAGAUCGAGGAGAAUGUCGAUUACGCUGGUAACGACGUGGGCAACGCCAGGAGCAGCAACGCGGAAGGCUGCUGCGCCAUUUGCCAGACCUCUGGCGGCUGCAAGGCCUUCACGUGGACGAACUACAACGGCGGCACUUGCUGGCUUAAGAGCGCCAAGGGCGCUGCAUCAACCAACUCAGGAGCACGCUCGGCACAGCUUAACUGA